CGGUUAUGAUUUGAAUAAAAAUUUCUCGUUGGGUAAUGAGACGGUUACGGGGCAGGAAAUUAUCCAAUGAGACGAGUACGGUUAUAUGUAAAACCGUUCUCAUCCGCUCAUUGUCAUCCCUAUCGGACACCGAAGUUAAUCAAUUCACAAAUUCAAAUGAACUUAAAAUGGUAUUUUCAUUAAUAGUAUAAACGACAUGGUCAAUAAAGUUGAGCAGUAUAUUCUAGGGCCUAGGCUAUAGGUGAUUGGAGGAGAAGGCACGGAACCCCCUAAAAAAGCUCGUGUUUUGUCAUUCAUCCCAUUGAUCUACGGUGAGUGAUUAGUUACACGUUCAUGAUUUUGUUUGUUCUAUUAUAAAAAUUUACCUUUCAGUUUCAUGUAGACCCCAAUGAUCUUUGGGUUUUCAUCAUUCUUGAACACCCAAUAAUUACAGUACUUGAAAGUUGAUUUCUUUUUUUGAAUUUGUUUUUAGAAUCACAGAAUCUGCAGUUGUGGCUACUGCCAGGAGGCUGCUGUUUUUGCAACCUGGAGAUAGCAAUAUAGCAGACUGGGCUGUGGCUUCUUCCUCUGCCUCUCAUUCCUCUGCCGCCGCAGCUUUUGGGGACCUUUCUUUGGGUUUUAAUGCCGCUCAAGAUUCUGUCAGCGCCGCCGUCGACGGUGGCAGCGCGGCAGCCGCCCAUGAUGGGCAGUGGAGCUCCUCUGCCGCUAGGCAGAUGCAGAUCAACAAUGGGUUGUCGCCGGAUAUGGGAAUGUUUGUGGUGGCGCCGGCAGCCACCUUCCUCCACCACCACAGCGGGUUCAACGGUGGUCAACCCCAACAUUAUCACAGCCAGAGCCCCUCCGGUUUCAUCGGCUUCGACGGCGGAUCCACCCCUGCUCUCGGCGUCGGGGUGGGUGUGAUCCCUUUGGCUGCCGACGACUUGUUUGUGAACACCUGCAACAGAGGCCGCGGUAAUGGAGGUGGAUUUCAGUUGUGGCAGAACCAACAAGCCUCCGCCGCCGUAGCCGCGGCGGAUGCGGCGGAGGGAUAUAACUCUCCAAGGGCUAGCGUUACGGAUAACGAUUAUACCAAGAAAGGGAACGAAGCCGGGGUUGAGCUGCAGCACACCCAGGGAAGCACUUGCGUUGACCGUCAAGAAUUUCCUCCGGUCCACGGCGGCGGAAAUGGGAUUGAGUGUGUCGGAUUUUCAUCAUCUGCGGCGGCGGCCACUUGCCAAGACUGCGGAAACCAGGCGAAAAAGGACUGCAUCCACCAGAGGUGCAGGACUUGCUGCAAGAAUCGAGGGCUGCCCUGUUCCACCCACGUGAAGAGCACGUGGGUUCCCGCCGCUCGCCGCCGCGAGCGCCACCUCUAUUCCAACUCCGCCGUGACGGCAUCUUGCUCGCAGUCCGCUUCUUCCGGCGCGAAGAAACCCAGGCUUGUCCUCGGCAACCAAUCCCAAACAUCGCACACUUCAACGUCGAACAACACGGCUGCGACUGCCACCACGGGAGACAGCGGCGGCGGUUCUAUGCCGAAGCAGGUCACAGCUCCGGCGGAGUUCCGGUGCGUUCGGGUGAGUCCCAUGGACGGCGGAGAGGACGACGAAUACGCUUUCCAGGCGGUGGUGAGAAUCGGCGGCCACGUAUUCAAAGGGUUCCUCUACGACCAGGGGCUGGAUCCAGGCGAGAGCUCCGGGAAAGCUGUAAACCGCUCCGAACAAUUCAACACCGCCACGUCGCCACCCAUAGUUGCAGCUUCAUCUGAAUCGCAUGAUAUUUAUGGGGGCGACGCUGCCACCUCAGCGGAGGUCGGAAUGUUGGGAAUCGGAGGUUCUAACUUUGGUCUUGGAAACCUGUUUCAAUAGGCUGAAUUUUGGUCUGUUUUUCUUAUUUUGUGUGGAUUUUAGCAGUCGUUCUGUUACUGAUUAAAAUCGCUCUUCAAUGCCAUUAAUUUUGACUUUUGACGUAUAAGAUUAUUCGAUAGAGCAUUUUAAGAUGGAUCCAUCUCUGCAUCGUUUUAGAGCAAGGUGGGGGUGCGUGGCUCUUCACAAUUGGCCAAUCGAAAAUCUAAAUUUCAUGGAGAUUUUGGUGUCACUCUUUCAUCGAUCUCAAGGUGGUCCUCGGUGCUAUCUGGUCUGAUGUAGAAGAGAAUCAGAAACACUAUUUAUGGUAAUGACUUUUGGUCAGUCAUGCGAUUUGUUAAACUUGCUUCCCUUGCAAAGGACUCCAUUAAGAAUUUAAGAUGUCUUCAACGUUUUGUUUUAAUUAAAAUUUGACACAUUAGUAUCGAGAUUUGAUUAUUGGAUGGGACACAUGAUAUGUUACUUGUUAAAUUUAUGAUAAAAAUGUUUAGAAAAAAAAUGUUUAGAAGAAUUUAUGAGAUACGAAAGAUUAGAAAUACGGAAAUACCUUCAAGAAAUACGGAAAUACCAAUCCCGGCACCUCGGAAAGGCUGGACGUGGAUGCAUGUGCUAUUGAUUUUGCUCUACAGAAGUUGAAAUAAAUUUUUGAUGUCAUGAUUGUUUUCAUACGGAGUAUUUGCUAAAAUCACAAUCAAGAUCAUCUAUUUAUUACUACGUAUAUUCGGAAUAUGUUUGAUGUUUGUGAGAUCGUUAUUGAGUGCUCAAUUUAUUCAUGAUUCGAAAAAGAAUUUUAUUAACCAUGAGGAAUAAUAUGUUGGGUGUGUUUCGAAAAAAAAAAAAAAAAAAUUUAAUUAACAAAAAUUAAUUAAAUAAAAUGACUAAACGAAAACAGGAAAUAGAUGAAGCAGAAAAUAAUUAAAGCUCGUGCUAUGCAUGAUGUCCUUAAAACGUAUUAGUUGCCCCUUAGGGUGGUAGGAGCGUUGUAAUUUAAUGACUGUUUCCGAGUAUACGAUUACGAGCUAUUCAUUAAGCACUUAACCGAAUAGUUCCAGCAAACAAGAACUAAGUAAGAACACAAAGGAUCGGAGAAAGCUGGAGUGUUUUCGAGUUAGAGAAAUGUGGAUUUCGU
Messenger RNA from Cuscuta epithymum, 2973 nucleotides. The record is from the annotation of a GenBank genome assembly. NCBI's taxonomy places the organism in Eukaryota, Viridiplantae, Streptophyta, Magnoliopsida, Solanales, Convolvulaceae.